Molecule: messenger RNA, 1941 nt
Organism: Exophiala xenobiotica
Lineage: Eukaryota; Fungi; Ascomycota; Eurotiomycetes; Chaetothyriales; Herpotrichiellaceae
Exons: 7
Coding region: 352-1941 (529 amino acids)
Biological process (GO): transmembrane transport; carbohydrate transport
Cellular component (GO): membrane
Molecular function (GO): carbohydrate:proton symporter activity
Source: RefSeq, a predicted model, not a curated record
CUCAGUAAUUACGCGAGAGGAACGGAGACAUUUUGGCGAGUCCCCUCAGGACGUUCUCCUAUUACCCGGAAGAGGCUGAAUGCGCAGAUCUCGAGACUACACCAUUUUCGACGAAUGCUCUGCGCCAACAAGCGGUUCAAAUCAACUUAUUGCUCAAGGACACGGCUAUGCAAUGGAAUGCAAUGCUCGAGCCAACCCCAGUGGGUACUGGCGCUUCGGCUAUACGUAUGGAACGGCAAGCGAAGAAUGGUAGUACUUAUGUCAAGUGUCCUCCGUGAUACCAAAGACUGAGUCGUGCCACUCCUGACCGACCGGAAAAAGACGUGGUUCAUAGCAGAACGAAAGACCAACAUGGUCGGUAUAUCAGUUGUGAAGCCAAUGCAUCGUGUGGAGAGAGAGGUCGCAGUCGCCGAAGCACCUGACUUGCAUAGGGUGAUAUGGUAUAAAGAUCCAGGGCUUCGGAAGCUCUAUGGCAUGGCAAUCGCCUUGUUCUUUGCAUCCGCGACAACAGGAUAUGACGGAUCCAUGUUGAAUGGCCUGCAGAUCCUUGAUGUCUGGCAGGAUUACUUCCAUCAUCCCACAGGAUCCAUCCUGGGUCUUUUUGGAUCUAUUUACAGCAUUGGAAGUCUCGCCGGAUUGCCUUUCGCGCCAUAUUUGUCAGAUACCUUUGGUCGUCGAAUUGCCAUCAUGGUAGGAUGCCUGUUCCUCUUCGCCGGAGUCGCCAUUCAGAGUGCGUCGCAAAACUUCUCCAUGUUCAUUGCUGGCCGGUUUCUUGUCGGCUUCGGAAACAGCAUGUGCUCAAACUCUGCACCACUCCUCCUCACCGAGUUGGCCCAUCCUCAGCACAGAGGAAGGGUGACAACGGUUUACAAUCAGCUCUGGGACAUUGGUAGCAUUGCUGCAACUUGGAUAACCUUCGGGACUUUCACAAUCAAGAACAAUUGGUCGUGGAGAAUACCAUCCAUAUUCCAAGCUUUUCCGACCCUCAUUCUAUUCUGCACGAUAUGGACGAUACCUGAAAGCCCAAGGUGGUUGAUCUCCAAGGACAGGCACUCGGAAGCAUUGGCGACACUCGCAAAGUAUCAUGCCAAUGGCGACGAAACAGACCUGACGGUGCAAUUCGAGUUUCGCGAGAUCAGGGAGACGUUGCACCUUGAAUUCCAGUCGAAGCGGUCAAGCAGCUAUCUGGACUUCCUCAAGACCAAGGGAAACCGGUAUCGCCUGUUGCUGGUUGUUGCUCUUGGCCUUUUCUCUCAAUGGAGUGGUAACGGCUUGACUUCAUACUAUUUCUCCCUUGUUAUGAAGAGUAUCGGAGUGACCAACAACAACGAACAAUUCGAGAUCAAUGGUUGCAAGACAAUUGUCUCGCUAGUGGUCGGUUUGAUCGCCGCAGCGGUCGUCGACAAGGUUGGAAGAAGACCGUUAUUCCUCAGUGCAACCUGUGGAAUGUUUGUUUCCUUCGUACUCUGGACGGCUUGCUCGGCAUUGUAUGACCUCGACGGCAACCUCGCAGCAGGAAAGACGGUCAUCUUUUUCAUCUUCCUUCACGGAGCCUUUUACAACAUUGCUUGGUCUGGCCUCCUAGUCGGAUACACUGUCGAAAUCAUGCCGUACAAGCUUCGUGCCAAAGGCCUGAUGUUGAUGAACUUCUUCGUGCAAGCGGCUCUUGUAUUCAAUCAAUACAUCAAUCCCAUCGGACUCGAUCAUUUACAGCCUCGAUGGAGGUUCUACGCGAUAUAUUGCGGAUGGCUGAUGUUUGAACUCCUCUUUGUCGCACUCCUUUUUGUCGAAACGCGUGGUGUAACUCUCGAGGAAGUGGCCAAGAUCUUUGAUGGCGAGGACGCGGAAGUGGCUCACGUCGAUCUUGAUGUCGUCCAGGAGAAGGUGCAGACUUUGGCGGUCACUGAAGUCGAAGAUGUCAGACCUGAACACAAGGUUUAG